This is a messenger RNA of Trichoderma breve, 1608 nucleotides long. RefSeq names its product sugar transporter domain-containing protein. Gene Ontology annotation, cellular component: membrane. The transcript has 4 exons. Gene Ontology annotation, molecular function: carbohydrate:proton symporter activity. The record is from RefSeq and is a predicted model, not a curated record. NCBI's taxonomy places the organism in Eukaryota, Fungi, Ascomycota, Sordariomycetes, Hypocreales, Hypocreaceae. Gene Ontology annotation, biological process: carbohydrate transport; transmembrane transport. The coding region runs from base 1 to 1608 and encodes 535 amino acids.
AUGAGUUUCCUCAAGCCCACUACCAAGGAGACUGGGGCUUCUGAGCCCAUUGUCACCAUCAUCGCCAACGAGGACAAGGUGCCGUGGUACAAGAAGCCGAACCUGAGAUAUCUUUACUGCAUUCUCUUCCCGGCAUGUAUGGGCAUCGAGUUGACGUCUGGGUUUGAUUCCCAGAUGAUCAACGCUCUUCAGAUUGUCCCGUCAUGGGUUGACUACUUUGACAAUCCUCAGGGAUCUCUCAAGGGCAUCAUCGCGGCAGCAUACUCUCUCGGAGCCAUUCUGUCGCUGCCCUUUAUCCCCAUCGUCAAUGACAAGUUUGGCAGACGCUGGUCCAUCGUGGGCGGCUCCGUCAUCAUGAUUAUCGGUGCACUGAUCCAGGGUUUCUCUCAACACGUCGCCAUGUACAUUGUUGCCCGUAUCAUUCUCGGCUUCGGAAUCCCGACCUGCAUCGUCUCUGGCUCGUCUCUCAUCGGAGAGCUUGGUUACCCCAAGGAGCGUGCCGUCCUCACAUCCCUCUUCAACGUCGCCUACUUCAUCGGCCAGAUUGUUGCCGCCGCCAUCACCUUUGGCACAAACAGCAUCCCCAACAACUGGGGCUGGCGAAUCCCCUCUCUGCUGCAGAUGGUGCCGUCCGUCAUGCAGAUUGUCUUUGUCUUCAUGCUGCCCGAAAGCCCCCGAUGGCUCGUCACAAAGGGCCGCAGCGCCGAGGCCAACGAGAUUCUCAUCAAGUACCACGCUGAGGGCGAUGCAGACUCGGAGUUUGUUCGCGCUGAAAUGGCUCAGAUCCAGACGACUAUUGAGAUUGAGACUGAGAACAACAAGAAGAACUGGCUCUCCAUCUUUGCUACCGCGGGUAUGCGACGACGAACUUUGAUCUCCUCAUUCCUCGGCUUGUUCACCCAAUGGUCUGGCAACACUCUUAUCUCAUACUACCUGGGUGAUCUCCUCGCCAUGAUUGGACAAACCGAGUCCGUCUUUAAGCAAAAGAUUAACGUUGCCAUUGCCUGUUGGUCUCUCUUCGCCGGUGUCACCGUAUCUCUGCUCGUCAACCGCUUCAAGCGUCGCACCAUGUACCUCAUCUGCACAUGCAGUCUGCUCGUUGUCUACAUCUGCUGGACUGUGACAAUGCAGCAGAGCAUCGCUGGAAACUUGAUCGGUCACCCCAACAAGGCUGCGGGUGCCGCCACAAUCUUCUUCAUCUUUGCCUACCAGCCCUGCUACAACAUUGGCUACAACGCCCUCACGUACACCUAUCUCGUUGAGCUGUGGCCAUAUGUCGACCGAUCUCGCGGUAUUUCCGUCUUCCAGCUGUUUGGACGUCUGUCUGGUUUCUUCGCCACCUUUGUGAACCCCAUUGGCCUGCAGAACAUUAGCUGGAGAUGGCUGAUUGUCUACUGCUGCUGGUUGGCGUUUGAGAUUGUCUUUGUCUAUUUCUUGUUCCCCGAGACGGCUGGCCGAACCUUGGAAGAACUCGCCUUUUUGUUUGAGGACAAGGAGCUGGCUGACCAAGCCGUCAUGGCCGUCGAGAAAGUCGUCCACCACGAUAUCGACAACAAGGCUGUCGAGAUUGGCGAGGUGCAGCACGAGGAGAAGUCUAGCAAAGUCUAG